GCGGAUCUGAGAGUGGGUCGCCAAUUUAUCUUUGGGCGAAGAAGAAGAGGUGGCGAUGUAUAUCCCCAAGGAUGAACAGGAAGCCGCUAUGAGAGCGUGGGACGCAGAAGUAGAUGUGAUAAAGCGGCAGGCGAUGGAAGAUGAGAAGAGGAUGGAAUGGAGAUUGGCAGUGAUGAGGGAGAAGAAGAGGAGAGUGGACGUGGCAGCGGAGGCGGCAGAAGAAUUAGAGGAGGUAAAAAGGAUCGAGGAGCAAUUAGCCGCCCAGACCGAACUCCCAGCCCAAAUGCGAGUUAUAGCCCGAAAUGUUGCACGCCUGGCCCGAAUUCAAGCAAAGCAAUACGAUUUCAGUAGGAGUCAGCAUAUAGCUGUACGUUUGAUACGAUUGGGAUCUCGGGACUUUGCUCGUGAGUUAGUGGGCGCUGUAGGAGCCGAGGUUGGCCAUCGCCUCGACAAGACUGAGCGGUUUUGCGCUGGCGCCAUUGAGGGCGUCAAGGCGGCAGCUCCCAAGGAGGAGGAACCACGCCCGCCGCCUAGAGAGUCAGUCAAGGUCAAAUUCCCUGAUUCCUAUACUGGGAAAAGGGAAGAGAACUUUGACAAUUGGGAGGCCAAUGUCAAGACCUAUGUGCAUCUGCAAGAGGUCUCCCCGAAUCAGCAUGUCUUCAUUGCGAUCCACGCGCUGAGAGAUGAGGCCGCCAGUUUUGCAAGGUACCUAGUGCGCGCCGCUAACUGCAAUGAUGAUGCAGUUACCUAUUCGGCAUUUACGUCCCUCACUGAGUUCAUGAGACUGCUGCGCGAGCGAUUUGCAGAUGUCACUCGAAGUGUCAAGGCCUCAGAUAGGCUCCAGACAAUCCACGCUCAUAAGUGGAAGAGUGCCAGGGCACUCAAGAGCACGAUGGAUAAACUAAUCGUUGUUCCUGACCAUGGGGUCACAGACACCCAAUUGGUCGGCCUCUUCUACCGAGCUAUCCCCGAAGCCUUGCGAGGGCACUUCGUCGCGAAGAGCGAAGAUCCGGCCACUACUUAUGAUUCUCUCAGUCAUGAAGUGGUGGCCUUUGAAGCCAAGUCUGCAUCUGUGUCUACCUUUUGGCACAAAGACUUGGACAAGGGAAAGCAAUGGAAGGGCCGCAUUAUCUCUGGGCAGGUGAAAACUAAGGAUAGCCUUAUCCUAACUUUAGAUGAAGGUAGUGUGGAUGAGAUCCCCUACGAUCAGAUUGAGUGGGGGUUAGAGGAGGAGGGCAGCGGUGUAGGCCAGGGGAGGACUUACGCUGCUCUCGCGGUUGGAGGGAGGCCGCAAGGCGGAGGACGAGGCCAAGGCCAAGGAGGCCGGGCCUCAGGGAGCCGGUUUCAGGGCGGCCAGGGGCUGGCGGCAGGGGAGGAAACCGCCAAGCGGGAGGAAGGGGUCAAGGUCUUGGAGAAGCUGAGGGAAGUUAACUUCAAGAUCAAUGCAAAGAAGUGCGAUUGGGCAAAAACCCAAGUUUUGUACUUAGGCCACGUCUUAGAUGGAGACGACGUUAAGCCAGAAGAUAGCAAGAUCGCAGCGAUCAGAGAUUGGCCCACGCCACGUACGCUGACAGAGUUGCGCUCGUUCCUGGGCUUAGCUAAUUACUACCGGAAGUUCGUGAGGAACUUCUCGACCAUCGCUGCGCCCCUUCGCAGAUUGUUGAGAAAGGAGACCAUCUGGAAGUGGGAUAAGGACUGCACGACUGCCAUGAAGAAGUUAAAGCAGACAUUGAUAGAGUAUCCAGUCCUUAAAGUCGCCGAUCCGUCCUUGCCCUUUGUCGUCACGACCGAUGCGAGUCAAUACGGCAUAGGCGCAGUGUUACAGCAAGACGAUGGCAAUGGGUAUAGACCCGUAGAGUUCAUGUCCGCCAGGAUGCCUUCAAAGAAGGUCGCGACAUCUACCUAUGAGAGGGAACUCUACGCUCUCAAGCAAUCCUUAGACCACUGGAAGCACUACUUGCUUGGGAGGCACUUCAAAAGCCUGUUUGAACGAUUGCAAGCAAACGAUCACCCGGUCAUAUUUCUGUCUCAGCAAUACCGCAUGCAUCCUGAAAUUAGCCAUUUUCCAGCACAAUACUUUUACAAGGCUGAGCUUUGCGAUGCCCCCAUCAUCACAAUGCGGCCACAGAUGUUUGCAGGCAGUCUUUGUGUCAGGGAUAUGCUUGGAUCGGAUUUCAAGUUCACUUUGGGCCCCUAUCGGUUUCUUGACGUGGACUGGGGACAAGAGCAGAAGUCACUGUCCAAAUCCAUGAAGAACAAAGCAGAAGUCGAGGUGGUGGUUGCUAUUGCGAAAGCUCUCCAGAAUGUGCUGUGUACAUGGCAAGGUAGUCAGGGAGACAUGGGCAUAAUCACGCCGUACGUCUCUCAAAAAAACAGCUUCGUGAAGGCACUGCAGGACUGUCGUUUCAGAGAGGGUCAGUUGGAGAUAAACACAGUGGAUGGGUUUCAGGGGCGAGAGAAAGAUGUCGUGAUCGUCUCGAGUGUGAGGUCGUCAACCCUGCAGGGAAUAGGUUUCCUCUCCAAUCCACGGAGGAUGAAUGUUUCGCUGACAAGAGCCAGACAUUGCCUGAUCUUGGUUGGCAACGCAAGAACUCUGUCGAAUCAUAGUUCCGCCUGGAGAUCGCUCAUCCAAGAUGCAAGGGAACGUGGAUGUUACGAGCCUGUGCAGAGAGGAAAGGUGUCUUUGCCGUCCCCGGUCCAGAUGGGGGUGCCAAGGCCGGACAAAGAACAGCCACGUGCGGAGGUUAUGAAUCCGCUAGGCUCAGAGAUGUCUACAUCCCACGGGGCAAAGUCAGAUCCCUCUCAUUCUCGUGCUGGACCCAGCCACGUAAAAGGUUCUUAUCGCAACACGAAAUCCAGCGACGGAGGUGGGAAUCAUGCCGGACAGAAGUCAUUCGAUAGCAAAGGGAAAGGUAGGGUGGAACCAGAAGACGAGCUACAACCCGACAAGAAGGUUAUAUGGACGAACGGGACGAAACUGGGUGGGAAACCUAAUCGACAAGGGGUAAAAGAGAGCGGUGAAGUCCUGAUGUCUACUGGAGGUCUGCCGCAAUCCCAUGGAAAGCAGCCCGCAGAAUGCCCAGAGAUCCGUAAGCGGAUGAGAUUCACAGCCCCCCCGUCGGCCCACGAUGACAUCGCCAGCAAAGUGGACCUCGGAAGGGUUAAGCAAGAACCGCAGGACGAAUGGGCGGAAGCUCCACAUAAUGAAAAUGGCAGUUGGAAAAGGGCAAAGCCAUUUCACAAGCAUGGAAGCAUGAUGCGCGGCAGUAUCCGUAAGCCAGGUGGUGGACAGUGGCACCCUAGUCAUUCGAUGGCAAAGCAGCGUUCAAAAACACAGAAGCAAUUUCGGGCAGCAAAGCAUCAGUCACAGCCGAAGAGAUGAGAGGGACAGCACAGGGCAGAGUAGUGGGGUCAAUGACUGAUGCUCCUACGCCAUGCAAUAGGAGUAUCCCUGGGAAAUUACUUUGUAAGCUUUGGGAGGUAACUGACAAUAGAGCAAGGAACAAGGCAAGGAAUCGUUAUCCCCUGUGUGAAGUACACAGAGGUUCAGACCAGUGAGCAGUUGAAGCUUCCAAUAGACGACAGCUUACAUGCGUUUCCCGGUCAAUCAGUGGCGACAUAGAAGAAGAAAGAAUUCCGAUCCCAACAGCACAGAGAUCUGUGCAAUGUGCAAUUAUGACCAGUCGAGUGAAGAUGCAAUACUCUGCCUUCUGAUCUGCUCUGAAGCGAUCUGGUUCCUCGACGGAAUGGAAACCAUUGGGUCCUCCAUCGCCCAUCCAUCUUUUCAUCAAGAUUCAAGACCCUUCACACCCUGCAACGAACGAUUUCAUCAUGGCUUAGCUUGGUCAAUAAUGCUACGCUGUGAACGAUCUAGAAGAGAAGAUGUAUGAACUUUGAGGACUACGUAUGGCAUUGAAAUGGAUAAAGACACCGCCUGGGCCCAGCUAUGCGAAAUGGUGGAUGUGGAGAACCACUGUGAAUGGAUGAUGGAUAAUAAAACAAAGUGCAUUCGGAUUGGAAAAGGAGACUCUCCGGAGGGAUGUUGGCUAGUUGGGGGUAAAGUUGCGGACACUCCAGAGGAUCGCAGAGGGUGGUAUCGUAUGAAAGGGGGGAGUCCGAGUCAGAAAAGACUGCAGGGCCUCGGUCUGCAAUCUAGUUACAAGACAUCAUCAGUAAUCCGGUGAACUGAUCGCAGCUGAAUGAGGGGAGCUCUGUUGCGCGAUUGUAGGUUUGAUGCUUCUUCUCACCACGUGAUCUAGCAUGUCUUCCAUGGACCGUUGAGUAUGUUUUCUGCUGUCCACAUGAUUGGAAACCCGAUACUCACCGUUGAACUUUGUUUUGCCGAAAGGUCGAUGGGAAUUAUUCUCUGCAGGAGGCGCUGACUGGAGUGGAAUGCCGGAGUAGCUUCAUGUGCACGGAAAAGUCCACUUCGCUGGGUGCUGAUCGGAAUUCUUGGUACUGUUGGACCAGCCAGGAAGCACCUUCGUCAGGAUGGAAGUAAGCCUUGACGUCCUCUGAUGUGGCCAUUCGUCAACAAGUUCUGACAAAGCGUCAGAGUUUCUCGAUGCCGCAACGAUCCUGAGACCACUUUUACGCCGCCUUCGAGCUAGAGAUGACUGUGUAUAUUCGAUAGUUACCCAUUGAAAAUUUGAAAUCUGAUAGUCAAUAGUUUUGGGUUGUAGAAUUUUGCGUUUGGUGAUUGCAGGGUAGGCACCAGCUUGUGGCGUCCAGUUCACGAAGUCGUACUUGAGAUUCGCUCCCACCAGGGUGCUUGUGAAUGCAUUGGGUGACGGCCAUCUCAUUUCCACUCGAUCUACCUGCAGUAGAGAAGGAACCAGUUGUGUGAGUAUAGCUUCACUCACUUCAGAAUACCCUUUCUCCUGGUGCCCCCAGUGGCCAGUCCUUGCUGCCCGAGCCUCUACGAACAAAUGUGGCUCGAAACC
This is a messenger RNA of Chara braunii, 4943 nucleotides long. Lineage: Eukaryota; Viridiplantae; Streptophyta; Charophyceae; Charales; Characeae. The record is from the annotation of a GenBank genome assembly.